Messenger RNA from Umbelopsis ramanniana AG, 843 nucleotides. RefSeq lists its product as uncharacterized. Gene Ontology annotation, cellular component: alpha,alpha-trehalose-phosphate synthase complex (UDP-forming); cytosol. Gene Ontology annotation, molecular function: catalytic activity. Bases 1 to 843 code for a protein of 280 amino acids. Gene Ontology annotation, biological process: trehalose biosynthetic process. Lineage: Eukaryota; Fungi; Mucoromycota; Umbelopsidomycetes; Umbelopsidales; Umbelopsidaceae. The record is from RefSeq and is a predicted model, not a curated record. The transcript has 2 exons.
AUGUCUACAUCUCCAAGUCUUACCUCUACCACCCCAGCAUUAAAUUUAGACAAACUAGCUGAUAAAUACAAGCAUGGUCGCAACAGAAUCAUGUUCUUUGAUUACGAUGGUACACUCACUCCCAUUCGCUCGCGGCCAGACGAUGCCAUACCGUCGGAUGAAAUGAUUGAUCACCUGAAAAAGCUUUGCGAAGAUCGUGAUAAUACUUUAUGGGUCAUCUCCGGCCGAGACGAAGCCUUUCUAGAACACUAUCUUGGUCAUAUUCCGAAUUUGGGCCUUAGUGCAGAACAUGGUUGUUUUAUCAGAGACCCUGGAUCUCCAAAUUGGGUCAAUCUUGCAGAGCAAAUUGACAUGGUGGAAUGGAAGGCUCAAGUAACAAAGGUGUUCCAACAAUAUACAGACAUUACUCCAGGAAGCUUCAUAGAAAGCAAAAAGUGUGCUUUAACCUGGCACUAUAGACAAGCCGAUGAGAAACUGGGCCCAGCAAACGCGGAAGAAUGCCGACGGCAAUUGGAAAAAGAAAUCCUUCCCAAGUUUGACGUUCAUGUCCUGGUUGGCAAAAUGAAUUUGGAAGUUCGGCCAUCAGCUCUCAACAAAGGCGAAAUCGUCAAGAAUCUUCUGAGCAAGCACAGUCAGGUGGACUUCAUAUUUUGUGCUGGUGAUGACCAAACUGACGAAGACAUGUUCCGAUCACUUCGGAACGCUAAACAAGUUGAUCAAGAUGCCACCUUUUCUUGCCUAGUUGGCUCCAACAAGAGUGAAACUUUAGCUGACUACUUUGUAUCAUCGCCGGCAGACAUCGUGAACGUUCUUAGCGUCAUGAACAAGGCAGCACCAAAGUAA